Lolium rigidum is the source of this 1884-nucleotide messenger RNA. Its product is annotated as probable disease resistance RPP8-like protein 4. Gene Ontology annotation, biological process: defense response to other organism. Lineage: Eukaryota; Viridiplantae; Streptophyta; Magnoliopsida; Poales; Poaceae. Gene Ontology annotation, molecular function: ADP binding. The record is from RefSeq and is a predicted model, not a curated record.
AUGGAAAUUGUGCCUAAUUCUCCAACAGUCACCACGUCCACAGUAUCAAAGGACCGGCCAGAGGUUCAGCAGCCGGACAGCAUCGCGCUAGCAGCUGCAACCAGCAAUCUCUUCUUUCUUUCCCCAAUUUCUAAGUUAGCAACUGGCCCGCCCAUAGUUUUCUUUGAAGCUCCGCCACUGGUCAGAAUCGUGGUUGGGAGCGUGGGCAAUCUCGCUGUUCAAGAGACCAAAUUCUUAUGCGGAGUCAACCUUGAAGUGGGGUUCCUGAAAGAUGAGCUGAUGCGGCUGCAAGCCUACCUGAGAGAUGCCGACAGCAAAAGGAGAUCAGGAAAUGAAAGAGUUUCUGUUUUAGUGAGCCAGAUUAGAGCUGCAGCGUACGAGGCUCAGAAUGUCAUUGAAGCUGCAGAUUACAUGGAUAAAAGAAACAGGCUGAAGAUGGGAUUCAUGGGCGCCAUUUCAAGGUAUGCUCGCUUACCAAGUGACUUGGCGACCCUUCAAAAAGUUGGUGCUGAAAUCCAACACGUGAGAAGGAAGCUCAAUGAGAUAUUUCAAAGUGCGGAUCGUCUGAAAAUUGAUUUGGAUAAUAUUGUUGUAGUUGAAAAUGAGUUCCCACAAGAUUGCAAUCAGUUUCACCCGAGUUUUGAUGAUGAUCUUGUCCUAGUUGGUUUUGAGGAUGAGCAUGAAGAAGUAGUAGAUAAAUUAGUUGAUAAUGAGAAGAUGCUAAGUGUUGUCUCCGUGGUUUCCAUGGGUGGGGCAGGGAAAACAACGCUGGCUAAAAAAGUCUACACAUCAUCUAGAGUCAAACAACACUUUGAAGUAGUUGCAUGGGUGACCGUGUCUCAGACAUUCAAGGGCAUUGAUUUACUCAAGGAUAUCAUGAAACAAAUAACAGGGGGCACAUAUGAUUCAACGAAUCUCAUGCAGGAGUUUGAUGUCGGAAAGAAGAUUAGGGAUUUUUUGUUUACAAAGAGAUACUUAGUAGUUCUCGAUGAUGUGUGGGAAGCAGACACAUGGGACCAAUUAAAUAGAACAGUUGAAGCCUUUCCAAAUGAAGAUAACGGAGUUACUAGAAGAAGCAUGGCACAUGAAUGGAUUGAGGAAAUAAGGGUUCAUGAUAUUUUACAUGAGUGGUGCAUAGGAGAGGCAAGACAAGAUAGUUUUCUUGAAGUCCUCCACGAAAUUUCAGGACAAGUCAGUGGACAGUCAACUGAUAUGAUGAUACCAUAUCGUUUUUCUUAUCAAGUAUUGGAUGGUCAUAUUUUGCAGGCAGCACCUAAUCUCCGAGCUCUGAUUGGCUUUCAACUUCGAUCAAUAUCUCUCCUUAAACUCAGAUUUCUCCGAGUUCUUCACAUCGAAAGAUCAAGGGUAGGGGAUUUCACUAGUGCAAUUGGUGGGUGUAUUAACCUAAGAUUUUAUCGAAAAAAAAGAUGUGAAGAUGUUACUCUCCCUUCCUCAGUCGGACAACUCCUUUACUUGCAAACUAUUGAUAUGACUGGCACACACUCAGUAAUACCAAAAUCUUUGUGGGAUAUCCCUUCUCUAAGGCAUGUUUGCCUUUCUAAUGGAUUUUCUCCACCAAAGCGUCUUCAACAAAAGGAGCUCCAGACAUUCCAAUUAGAACUUGGAUCUUCUAACAGUAAAUGCUACAAUCUUAACAUGGUGAAGUUUUUGAGCCAAAUGAAUCAACUAACAACCUUGUCGUUGAGGUCGAAAAAAUAUCAACAUAUGCUUGUUGAAAUCAUGACUUUUGAGAAACCUCCCCGAGGGGUUGUUGACCUUCCAUCUCUCAGUAAGGUGGAAGUAGACAGUUCUUAUGCUGGAGACGAAAGGGUGUUGAAGGAGCUGCAGCAGAAAGGAUGCAAGGUGAUAAAAAGAAGUCUUUAG